CCAUAAGAAUGAAAACAGGAUCAUUAGCAAGAUCGUCGAAGAAAAUAUGGAUAUAUCCGAACUGAUGACCGAAUGUAUGAAUGAUCUUAGCAUACCUUCUGCAAGCGCGUACAUACAAUUGUACCAGCUGGACCACGUUGUGUAUACACGCGAUGUAAAGUUUGAUGAGAAAUGGAUUCAGGGGAAUCCCCCAGUCGCCCAGUUCGAACUUGUAAGAGACUGUGUUGUUUCCUUAACCAGGCCAAUAUUCGUCUCUUUUUGCCUGGUGAAAGGUAGGUACCUAUUUUCCAGGUCCAGCGUCUGAAUAUUUGGCACAUGAGUAUCUGCAUAGUUGAAAGGAGAUCAGCAGCAUUAUCGGAGCAUAGGGAUGAUGAGCUUGGAGAGAAUCGGCGUGAAGCAGGCGCUGAAGUGGAACCUUCCACUGUCCAAGAGAUUUUUGAACGCGCAGUAUCUUUUGGUCGUAAGGCGAAUGCACCGUCUAAGGCCGCGGUUCCCAGAGAGUGGCGAUAUGAACAGAUUACUGGUCCGAUUCUAACAGGCCGGCCUGCCAACUGCCUCGGACAUCCCAUCGGCAUAUAUGCCCCUAUCUUCGAAAUAUUCAAAUCAUCCUUGUGCAAAAGAAACUUUGACUCGAUCACCCCCAAGGAGUAUUCCCUGGCGCAUAUGCUUAUCCAUGAAGCAAACGAAAUUUAUACUAAUGCAAAUGACCGCUCCGCACUCAUCCAAGAUGUUAUGGACAGCCUCCUGGACAAGGUGUUGCAUUGGACCUCGGAUGAUGACAGAACCGUUGCGUGCGACUGCAUACGGGUGCGUGUGGGAGACGACGAAGGCUUGCAGACAGAGAUCGCAUUCUUUGUCCACAGGGUAGAGGUCUCAAUGGGAGACUCGGAGGUGAACAAUUAUAUUGCGGCGACUGCAAGGAGGAUGUGGGUUCAGCGUGGACGUAAAAAUCUGCGCAAUGUGAGUUGCUCCCCCUCAUUCCUCAUCGUGAUCGCGGGCCCAUUCAUCCGCGUCUCUGGCAUUGUCUUCGCUGGCGAGCCAACGACAGAAGCAUUGAAGAAUUUUAUCUCGCUCGAAGUCAAUUCUUAUCCCCUAGAAGCACGGAUCUGCGAAGUGGCACAUCUCUUUCGAUGUCUGAAGGAGAGCAUUGCCUCGCUCGAGUUGUUUUAUCAGAGAGUCACACCGAGCCAAACUUCAAUGCUGAGUGCUCGCCUUCCUGAUACCACUUCACUACCAUUGGAUGGACAUCAGCUCGUUUUUCAAGACAUUCUUGUCCAAGGCGAUGACGGACGGACGAGGCCUCUCUUCCGAACAGAGUUCGAUUCCAAACGAUGUGUCGUGAAAUUCAGUCACACGUAUGGCGUCGAGGCACACGAACUGCUUGCGAAGGCAGGACUUGCUCCCGCCUUAUUUCACGCCAAGCAGGUCUAUCAUGACAGCUUCUGGCUUAUUGUGAUGGAUCAUGUUGAUGGAAAGCCGUUUGUUGAAGUGCCGUCGGAAGGGAAAGACUCGGUUCUGAACGAUCUCAGUCGAGCUGUUCAACACCUAGCCGCCUCUGGCCUCGUUCAUGGAGAUCUGAGGGAACUGAACAUUAUGUGCGUCAAGGAGGACAAGACUUGGCGCGCAAGAUUGGUCGAUUUCGAAUGGUCAGGAGGAGCAGGGAAGGCCCGAUACCCCGUUUCUCUCAACGAUACAGGAGAGAUUGGAUGGCAUAGCUCUGUCAAGCGAGACGGGUUCCUGGAACGGGCACACGAUGAACACAUGUUGAAGCGGCUGAUGAGUGGCAGAUGAGAUACGGUACAGAGCAGACUGGUCAAGCCGAGUAGUGGAAAGGCCCCACAUUCUAAAUGUACGAAUGAGUCGGUAGGCCAACUGAGAUUUGAC
Dacryopinax primogenitus is the source of this 1884-nucleotide messenger RNA. RefSeq lists its product as uncharacterized. NCBI's taxonomy places the organism in Eukaryota, Fungi, Basidiomycota, Dacrymycetes, Dacrymycetales, Dacrymycetaceae. The coding region runs from base 316 to 1791 and encodes 491 amino acids. The record is from RefSeq and is a predicted model, not a curated record. The transcript has 5 exons.